Scleropages formosus (Asian bonytongue) is the source of this 3866-nucleotide messenger RNA. Its product is annotated as oocyte zinc finger protein XlCOF6-like. Gene Ontology annotation, cellular component: nucleus. Gene Ontology annotation, molecular function: DNA-binding transcription activator activity, RNA polymerase II-specific; RNA polymerase II cis-regulatory region sequence-specific DNA binding. The transcript has 5 exons. The record is from RefSeq and is a predicted model, not a curated record. The coding region runs from base 528 to 2696 and encodes 722 amino acids. Gene Ontology annotation, biological process: regulation of transcription by RNA polymerase II. Lineage: Eukaryota; Metazoa; Chordata; Actinopteri; Osteoglossiformes; Osteoglossidae.
ACAGUGUAAACAAAGAUGGCGACACCAUCUGAUACACACCACUUAGCAUAUAUCCUAUAGAGUUGGCGAAGUUUUCCGGCCGUGGAAGUUGAGAGGCAUCAGCACUUAGCUUUAUAAUUGACUUAUGAGGCAUCAGCUUGUUUAGUGCUGCUAAGCCCAGAGAAAGAUGUGACAGACUCCGGUUGAGACACUAGGGCACCUGGGAAUUUACCUGGCCUAGUAAUGUCACGCACGAGGACCAAAGACAGUUUGAGGUUCCACCAAGAUGGCAAACUUCUGCUGAGGGCGAGCCGUGAGGAACCCGAUAGAGGGCGCGAUCGUCCUAGGAGACUUGCUGGUGACCGAGCCCGCGGUCCACAGAUCGACUCGGACAGAAUACGCCAUUGUCAUCAGAAGUCCGCAGCGGGACUCGUAUCCACAGCAGCGCGUUUCAGGUGAGGGCAGCGGGCAGGCAGAGGCCGAAGAGCAUGUAUUAACCCAUCAGUAGAGGAGAAGCACCAAGGCAACAGGAGACAUACAAGAUCAUCAUGGCAGAACCAGGAGGUGAACAAUCUUCAGGAGCACCUCAUGGCCUCCUGCCUAAGUCGGACUGUUCUGGGAACGCAAUGACCCUCCACUCAGAGGUUUCAGCAGUCAUGGACAUGUGCAUAAAAACUGAGCCUGUUGAGCAGGACAUUUCUCACCAUGAAUAUUGUACUGAGAUAAAGAGCUUCACUGCCAAAGAGCUGGGCUCAGGGCUGCACCAGGAUGUUGACCAAAUUAAACAGGAGUCUGUGCUGCUCAACUUAAAAAAAGAGAGUGAUGAUGGAGAGCUGUGCAACACCACAGAGAUGCUCUGCUUUCCCUCAGAGCAGUUAAAAUCUGGUACAUGUCUGUUUGCCAAACAAUGUAGAUCACAGACAGGUGAAGUUAUGGCAGAGCAGAAAUCUUUGUUACAGGAGCCCUCUGUUUCAAACACAGAAAUGCACGGAGCUGCAUUAUAUUGCAUAAAAGAGAAGUACAAGGCCAUAGAGGGGUAUCAGUUAAGCUUGUCUCCAUUAACUGAACAACAUAAACAAGAGACAGAUGCAGUGAAAUCAGAGCAGAAUUCUUUACCAAAUGACCUUUCACAGAAGAGUUUGGUUGAGCCAAAUAGCAGUUCAGCUGCUGAAGGUGCUUUGGAACAAUCUAUGAGACCUGGCACCAGUGGCAUAAAUCACAAGGCCAGUAAACAGCCAUGUCAUGAUAGUGUUACUGCUGAAGCCCAGAAUUCUAAGGAAAAAUUUCAACGUAUUCGGUAUGGAAAGAGUUUUUUCCGAGUAAGUACCUUAAAAAAGCAUCGGCGUGUUCAUUCUGGUAAGAAACGGUAUAAAUGUUGUCAAUGUGAAAAGAGUUUUUUCUAUGAAAGUACUUUAAAAGCACACCAGGUUGUUCAUUCUCGUGAAAAACCAUUUGGAUGUGAUAAAUGUCCAAAGAGUUUCUCUCGUGCAGGUGCCCUAAAAGCGCACCAGGUUGUUCAUUCUCGUGAAAAACCGUUUGGAUGUGAUAAAUGUCCAAAGAGUUUCUCUUGUGCAGCAUACUUAAAAAAGCACCAGGUUGUUCAUUCUCGUGUAAAACCAUUUGGAUGUCAUCUUUGUGGAAAGAGGUUUUGUCGCAGAAGAUCCUUAAAAGCACACCAGUGUGUUCAAUCUGAUGAAAGACCAUAUAAAUGUAGUCAAUGCGAAAAGAGUUUUUUUGAUCAAAGUACCUUAAAAGCGCAUCAGGUUGUUCAUUCUCAAGUAAAGCCAUUUGCAUGUGAAAAAUGUCCGAAGACUUUUUCUUGUGCACGUAACUUAAAAAAGCACCAGGUUGUUCAUUCUUGUGAAAAACCGUUUGCAUGUGAUAAAUGUCCAAAGAGUUUCUCUCGUGUAGAUUACUUAAAAAAGCACCGGCUUGUUCAUUCUUGUGAGAAACCAUUCAAAUGUGAUAAAUGUUCAAAGAGUUUCUCUUGUCCAGAAUACUUAAAACAGCACCAGCGUGUUCAUUCUGGUGAAAAACCAUACACAUGUCAUCUUUGUGGAAAGAGAUUUAAAGAGAAAAAUACCUUAGAAAAGCACCAGGUUGUUCAUUCUGGUGAAAGACCAUACAUAUGUAAUCAGUGUGGAAAGAGGUUUAAGCACAGCAGUACCUUAAAAAAGCACCAGCGUGUUCAUUCUGGUGAAAAACCAUAUAAAUGUAGUCAAUGUGGAAAGAGUUUUUCUAACAAUGGCAACUUAAGAAAUCACCAGGUUUUUCAUUCUGGUGAGAAAUCAUACAAAUGUAGUCAAUGUGAAAAGAGUUUUUUCAAUCAACGUGCCUUAAAAAGGCACCAGAUUGUUCAUACUAGUGAAAAACUGUUCAGAUGUGAUAAAUGUCCAAAGAGUUUCUUCCGUGCAGAAUGCUUAAAAGAGCACCAGGUUGUUCAUUCUCGUGAAAAAUUGUUUGUAUGCAGUGAAUGUUCAAAGAGUUUCUCCCGUGAAAGUGACUUAAAAGCGCACCAGGUUGUUCAUUCUCGUGAAAAACCAUUUGAAUGUGAUAAAUGUCCAAAGAGGUUCUCUCGUGCAGGUGACUUAAGAAAGCACCAAGUUGUUCAUUCUCGUGAAAAACUUUUCGGAUGUGAUAAAUGUUCAAAAAGUUUCUCCCGUGCAGAACAUUUAAAAAAGCACCAAGUUGUUCAUUCUCGUGAAAAUCCACACUGAAAAAAAUUGUUAGCUCAACAAGCAUUACUCAUGAAAAUCAAUUGCUUUUUCUUAAAGGUUUUUAGCGUCACUUAAUAUAUCGCAGAGCAACACAUAAUUAUUAACUUCACACCAUACUCGGAGGGAUACAUACAAUGAAAGAACAACUGUGAGUUAUGUCCACAUUCAGUUGCCUUUGAGUUAACCCGACACAGUGUUUUAAGUGUCGUGCAUGGCAAACCAUGUGCUGUACUGUGUAAUUGUGCAAGCACUUAAAGUAUCAAGUCAGCUGAGUCGUCUUUGCUCGUCUGACCAAAAUGUACAUAACUACUGCAAAGGACAGUGAAUCUCACAAAGCUUUCAUGUGAAAGUGGCAUUCGUCAGAAACAAAAACGCAAUCUAUUUCAGUCUCCACCAUCUGUCGAAGUCUGUGAGUGUCCACUAAUUGUGUGAUACUGAACAAGGGUUAGGGAUUAACUGUGAGCGCCAACAAAGCUUUGUAUUUCCAUAUAGCAGCAGUCCUUUGAAUUUUUUUAAUUUCCUUAUUGGUUAUGUUGUUCUUAUGCUUUUGACCAACACUAAGAACUCCCUCCCUUCUCGCUGGAGAUGCUCGUAGAGUUAGAGCGGGACAUGGGUUCACCCUGGGGACUGUUUUAAGGACUGCUCCCCACUGGAAUUUUCUUAGAGAGUAAUGUAGUAUUCCAUGCCACUCAAGAAACCCCUUAGGAGUAGGAGUGAUGUACUGAACCUUAAAUAGUUGUGAUUUGCAUAUGCAAUGUUGGAUGAUGUAAAUAGUUGUUCAACCAUGGGGGGACACUUGUCUAUACUGUGGUGGAAUUCCUUGUACUACUCAUUUUGAGACAAGUGUUUAGAGUGCUGGAUGUAGGGGAGCGCUAUGGCUUCUCACCCUGUUGAACUUGUUGCUAAAGUAUAUGAUACUGGGGUGUUGAUGUUUUAUAAACUCUUCAUUAAAUAUAAAUACUUCAUUACUUUGUUACUCAUAUGUGAUUGUGUUACUAACUCAUUAAGUGUUACCAAAAUUCUACAUUAAUACAACCCAGUGUGAAUGAACUAAAUGCAGUUGCCAAUCUUAAGUUAAACUGUGAGGUUGAAACAACUUAGCUUUAGUAUUUGGAGAAGUUUGACUGAACCUUGGGGGGUGCGGUGGCGCAGUGGGUUGGACCGGGUCCU